Molecule: messenger RNA, 2277 nt
Organism: Acanthamoeba castellanii str. Neff
Lineage: Eukaryota; Discosea; Longamoebia; Acanthamoebidae
Product: leucine rich repeat domain containing protein
Exons: 16
Coding region: 1-2277 (758 amino acids)
Molecular function (GO): protein binding
Source: RefSeq, a predicted model, not a curated record
AUGGAGAUGAAGAUGAGAGCCAGGGAGUCUGAUGGGGCGAGUGACGUCUUCGACCUUCGCAAGGUGAGCCACCAAUUUGAUCUCAAUCCAAGCGCGCACACGCCAGAGGGUCAGGCCUCAAGACCGACAGCCUCGUCGCACGUCCCGCCGCUACUGCGCCUCUGCUUCGACCUGGUCGUGCGCCACGUGAACCUGUGCGAGUCGCUGGCGGGCCUCCCCCCUCCGGCCCUCCGCAGCCUGUUCGCCCUGGCCCUACGACGCCACGUCAUCGACCGCCGACUGCUGCGUCUGGCUGCCGCCUCCGGCCUUCAGCAGCUCGACCCCGUCGACAUCGCCCUCGCCCUGGGCUUCACCCGCGAUGGCCUCAAGACAAUGAAGCAGCUGCAGAGUGCGACGUCGCUGGAUCUGUCGGGUCCGGGCAAGGCGGGCGACUGCCGCAACCUGGCGACCCUGCUGCCGGGCAUGGGCGCCUGCCUCCGGUCCCUCAACCUGGCCCACUACCCGCACAGCCUGGCCCUGGCCGACGUGCGGGCCAUCGCAGGCCUCACCGGCUUGGAGUCGCUGGACAUGAGCCACACGCCGCUCACAGACGCAUGGCUGAAGGAGAUCGCUGGAAUGACCCAUUUGACCUCGCUUCGGCUCCACUACUGUCGCGAGUUGCAGGGCGACGUGCCCGAGUUGGCCGGGAUGCAACUGACGCAUCUGGACAUGUCCGGCAACGUCAUUGGGCCGGCGCUGUCGCAUAUCGGGAAGAUCACCACGCUGAAGGCGCUCAACCUGUCGCUGUCGACCAUCACCAACACCAGCUGUCUCGCAGAGCUGAAGCAGUUGGAGGUACUCAACUUGUCCAACACGUCACUCGAAGAAAUCGAGCAUCUGUGUGGGCUCACCGGCCUGCGCCAGUUGGACUUGGCUCGAGCGGGUCCGCUCAUGAAGCGCCAGGCCCACCAUCUGACCCGUCUCACCAAUCUCACGCAUCUCAACGUGGCACAACUCCGCCUCAGCGCCGGCCUCAUCAAGGCUAUUGCGGAAAAGAAUCCGAAGUUGACGAAUUUGUGUAUCGAAGGGUCGGCAGUCAAGAGGAAGCACCUGGACCACCUUUUGGAUGUCCGCCCGAAUGCCUUCGUGGAGAGCCACCUCGUCCCGGUUGCGGGCUUGAUCGAUGCACUCCGCCGACACAAGCACAACCAGGGCAUCGUCACCCAGACCCUCCGCCUCCUCCAAGCCAAAGCCAGCCGCGAGGAAGAGCCACAGGUGUGGAGGCACACCCCGGGUGCCCCGACGCCUCCCGUCGAGGAGCGGCUCGCGACUCGCAAGACAGCGAAGCAGCACCGGCAAGCCCAGCAGAAGAGGGCCGUCCCUUACAACGUCAAUGAAUCGGGGCUGCCCUUUAAAAACUUGACUUCGGCGUUUGACGACGACGCGGUUGCGGCAGAGGUUGUGGACGCGCUCUAUGGGCUGCUCGGACCGCACCACCUCCACCUGGCCGUGCUCAACAAAGUCCUCGAACUCCUCCGGCACCUAGCGCGCAACGACCGGUAUGUGACGCUCCUGGCCGACGCGCGCUGGCUGGCCGCCUUCUACCACCUGCUGUGGACGCUGCCGCAACACACCCAGACCGUGCUCCAAACGCUGCGCCUGAUGCUGGACCACAUUCCCAAGGGGCGCGGUAACGUGCAGCUGGCCAAUACGGGUCUGCAGCCACUGCUGGCUGAGAUCAUCAGCCUGCACCCCGGCGAUGUGGGCAUCGUAGGCCAUGCACUCGAAAUCGCUUCGCGUUUCGGCUCGGGGGUGGGGCUGGAGAAGUGGCUGGCGCCCGAGAGGAUGGCGGCGCUGUUGCGGGCCAUGCGGGACCACCCGCGGCAGAUCACGGUUGUCGAGCCGGCCCUGCUGGUACUCACCCUGCUCGAAAACCGCGGCCACGGCCCCGCACUGGUUGCAGCCGGCGCCUUCCGCGCGCUGGCCCAGGCCGGCGCCAACUACCCCGCGGCCUUCGACGUCGCCCAGUGGACCCCGGAGAGCUGCGUCGUCGUCAACACCGCGACCCUCAUCGACCUCCUGCGCACACAUGCGGGGGUGGAGGUGCCUGAGGAGAGGGACACGAUGAAGAGACUGCGGGGGCUGUGGGCGACCCUCCAAGCGCGAGACACGGCGACGCCGACGACCACGACUGCCGCCGUGGCCGACAUCGACCGACAGCGCCAUGGGGAGGCCAAUCGCAACCGGAGGCAGAAGCGCAAGGCGAGAAAGUUCGCCCAGCAGCAGCGGACCCACUGA